AUGAAGUUCGCUAAAGAGCUCGACCGCGAGCUCGUUCCCGAAUGGAGAGUCAAGUACCUCAACUACAAACUCGGCAAGAAGCACGUUAAGGCCGUAACCAAGGCCAUAGUCCGCGCCAACAGCACCCCUCGCAACUUCAAUUACCGCUCCGGUCCUAGUCCUGGAACAUGGACUCACACGCGCCCCCAGCGCACUCCCGUUGCCACGAGGACCGAACCGGCUACCAUCUCCGAGCGAGCCGAUGAGAGCGACGAGAACGUUUCACCGUGCACCACUCCCAUCGGCACCGCGCCGCGCUCCGUCACACGACCGAUCCCCACGCGACGGCCCAACGAAACCGACCUUUUGACGAACUCCCCCGGCUUCGAGACCCAAUAUGGUAGCUUUGUACCCACCCCCGGUUACUUGUCGCCGGCCCCCGACGCCGAGGACUCGAAUCCCUUCGAGCUGCCCGCCCCUGCGCUCAAGGAGGCUCUGAGCACCUCCGUCCCGCCAGGAUAUAGCAGUCGCAGGUGGAAGGGUUCACUAGCGCACGCUGGUACGUGGGCCUCAUCACUCUUGCGCACUCACUCCACCGGCGUCGAUAUUCCCAAUGGGCUCCGCGCCGAGCCUACUACCGGCCCCGGUACCGGCCCCGGCGCUACACCCACGACCGUCGCGACGGCUACACCUUCCCCUCAUCCGCUCCAGCGCCUCUUCUCCACAACGUCCAUACGAGUCCGCCCCGGCCGAUCCCCCGCCGAUAUAUCCCUGCAGAACCUAGACUUGGUGCGCGAGAAGCAGCAAGAAUUCUACAACUUCCUCGAUGCAGAACUCGAAAAGGUCGAAAAGUUUUACCGUUUCAAGGAGGAUCAGGCCGGCAAGCGUCUCGAGGUUCUUAGAGAGCAACUACGCGAAAUGCGCAACCGCCGCAUCCACGAGAUAGCCAACGCUAAAGCCAAGGCGAAGUCGCGGUCGAAGGUAGCCUCCGACGAAGAAGGCAAGGAUCUUCUUCUGGGUAUCAAUGGGAGCAAGUGGAUAAACCCGAUAAAGUCUAAGAUGGUGCGACCUGGACCCAACUCCAAGGCUCUGCAGAAGAUGGCGCAAACACCUGUCGUUGGGCCGCAGUCGGCAGAUGCGCGCCGGGACUACAUUCGCCGUCCCGAUGACCGCGUGGUUCCGUACCGCUCGGCGAAGCGGAAGCUCAAACUCGCGCUGCAAGAAUUCUAUCGCAGUCUCGAGCUGCUCAAGUCGUAUGCCCUGCUGAACCGCACGGCGUUCCGAAAGCUCAACAAGAAGUACGACAAGGCUGUCCGCGCGAGACCCCCGUACCGAUACCUCAACGAGAAGGUUAACAACUCGUAUUUUGUUACGAGCGACGUUCUGGACACCUACAUCCAAACGGUCGAGGACCUGUACGCCCGUUACUUUGAAAAGGGCAAUCGCAAGAUCGCAGCGGGUAAGCUCCGCAGUCUUACACGACCCCGUGGUAACAAGUCGGGGAGCGCUUUCCGUUGCGGCAUACUUAUCGGCACCGGCCUUGUCUUCUCCGUCCAGGGUCUGUCGUUCGGCGUCAAACUACUGCUAGACGAGGAUACUGGCUUUACGCUGCGGCAGCAGACUAGUUACCUGCUGCAGAUCUACGCCGGUUAUUUUCUCAUGCUCUACCUCUUUCUGCUCUUCUGCCUCGACUGCCGUUUCUGGCACAAGUACAAGAUCAACUACCCCUUCAUUUUCGAGUUCGACCCUCGCCAUCAGCUGGACUGGAAACAACUUUCCGAGUUUCCCAGCUUUUUCCUAUUUGUGUUUGGAAUAUUUAUGUGGUUGAACUUUAGCCAAUAUGGCUCGCCGAAUAUGUAUCUUUACUAUCCCGUGGUGAUGAUCUUCGCUUCUGUAGCCAUCAUCUUUAUGCCGUUGCGGACUUUUAUGUUGAAGAGCCGCAACUGGUUUGUGUAUUCUCACUGGAGGUUAUUGUUGGCUGGCUUCUACCCUGUCGAGUUUAGGGACUUCUUCCUCGGUGACAUGUAUUGCUCGCUCACCUAUGCGACCUGUAACGUCGAGCUCUUCUUCUGCCUGUACGCCAACCACUGGGAGAACCCCGUGCAAUGCAACUCGAACCACUCGCGCCUCCUCGGCUUCCUCUCCGCACUGCCGCCGAUCUGGCGUUUCCUGCAGUGCCUCCGCCGUUAUCGUGACACGAAGAACAUCUUCCCCCACCUCGUCAACGGCGGGAAGUACACCAUGUCCAUCAUCGCCGCUGUGAUGCUAUCUCUCUACCGCAUUACACCUUCUCGGGCUACCUUGGCGUUGUUUAUCACAUUUUCGAUCGCCAACUCCAUCUACUGCUCCAUCUGGGAUCUGUUCAUGGACUUUUCCCUUCUCCAACCCGGCGCCCCCAGAUUCCUCCUCCGCGACAUAAGGGCCCUCAAGUCUCGCAGCGUCUACUACAUCAUCAUGCUACUCGAUCCCAUCCUCCGCUUCUCCUGGGUCGCCCUCGCCAUCUGGACCCACAGCACCCAACACUCCACCGUCGUCUCCUUCGCCGUCGCCUUCUUCGAGGUCACCCGCCGCGGCAUGUGGGCCCUCAUCCGCGUUGAGAACGAACACUGCGCCAACGUGGCGCAGUACAAGGCGUCUCGCGACGUGCCCCUCCCGUACCGCUUCGUGACAACCGACGAGGAGACGACCACUGCGGCGGCUGAGGCUGCUGCCGCCGCCGCCGAAGCUGCCGCAGAGGAAGGGGGAACGUCACCUCUUGUUGGUGCGGAUGGUGUGGUGGAUGAGGAGGGGAGGGCUGGGAGGGUGUAUAGGGUUGAUACGGCGAGGUCGUUUUCGAGGAUGUUGGCUGAUGCGCAUACGCAGGACUUCGAGAAGAGGAGGAAGAUUGAGGGGGUGGUGGGGGUAGAUGAGGAGGAUGAAGAGGAAGAAGAAGAAGAAGAAGAGGAAGAGGAGGAGGAGGAGAUGCGGAGUGAUGAGGAGAAUAGCCGGAAGGGCGAGGGGAGCAGUCGUGGUGGGAAAUGA
Messenger RNA from Scedosporium apiospermum, 3000 nucleotides. RefSeq lists its product as uncharacterized. Gene Ontology annotation, molecular function: inositol hexakisphosphate binding. The coding region runs from base 1 to 3000 and encodes 999 amino acids. NCBI's taxonomy places the organism in Eukaryota, Fungi, Ascomycota, Sordariomycetes, Microascales, Microascaceae. Gene Ontology annotation, biological process: phosphate ion transport; cellular response to phosphate starvation. Gene Ontology annotation, cellular component: Golgi apparatus; plasma membrane; cytoplasm. The record is from RefSeq and is a predicted model, not a curated record. The transcript is spliced from 5 exons.